AUGGACAGUGAUAAGAAACAAAGAGAACAUCAUGCUCCUCGAGCAGGAAGCAAGGCGAGCAAGAAGAAGGCCGUGAGGAACAAAAAGCUUGGAAUUAAGGAGCAACCAAAAAGCACUCAUCCAGGCGCAUUCUCCGUGAACUCUGCGAUCAGCACGAAGAGAGCAAUCCAGCGAAAUCUCGAUAGAGGCUUCAAAAAGGUGCAUGCUCCUUUACCAAACCGUUCUGCGGGGACGAACCCUCCUAUGGUAGUUGUAGUCAUGGGUCCUCCUAAAGUUGGUAAAACAACGCUAAUUAAAUCACUGAUAAAGAAAUAUACAAAGCAGACUCUUACCGAUGUGCGUGGCCCUAUCACUGUAGUUAGUGGAAAGAAUCGCCGUUUGACUUUCAUUGAGUGUCCGAAUGACAUAUCAUCCAUGAUUGAUCUUGGCAAGAUCGCUGAUUUGGUUUUGCUGCUGGUGGAUGGUAGUUUUGGAUUCGAAAUGGAGACCUUUGAGUUUCUGAAUGUUCUCCAAACGCAUGGUUUUCCGCGUGUUUUGGGAAUCGUGACGCACUUGGAUGCCUUCAAGGAAAGCAAACUCCUCCGUCACACCAAGAAGGCACUGAAGCAGAGAUUCUGGACCGAGAUUUACCAAGGAGCGAAGGUGUUCAAUAUUCCUGGUCUGAGUAACGGGAAAUAUCCCAAGGCGGAAGUUACCAACAUUUGUUUGUAUAUCAGCAGAAUGAAGACGCGCCCGCUGACAUGGAGAAACUCGCACCCUUUCGUUUUAGUGGAUCGUUUGGAAGAUAUCACCGACCCCAAGAAGAUCGAUGAAGAUCCGAAUUGCAAGCGAGAAGUGUCUUUAUACGGCUAUGUGCAGGGCUGCAACUUGAAGAAAAGCCAGUCCGUUCACUUGCUGGGCGUGGGCGAUUACCCAAUUUCAUCGCUGGAUCGACUCGCCGAUCCUUGUCCUCUUCCUGAGAAGAGUCAAGAGAAGAAGGGUCGCCGGAAGCUGAGCGAGAAGGAGGUUUUGCUGUAUGCGCCGAUGAGCAAUGUGGGGCGAAUCAUGUAUGAUAAGGACGCGAUGCGAUGGAUGAGAGCGAGGAAGAGGCGAUGUUUUAUGGUGGAGGAGGAGAAGGGAAGCGAAGAAGGAGAAAUGAGUCAGGAAGAAGAAGAAGAAGAAGAGAAGGAAGAUAAGGAAGAAGAAGUUGAUGAUGAUGAUGAUGAAGAAGAUGAUGAUGAUGAGGAGAGUAAUGAAAUGGAAGAAGAAGAGGAAGAUGAAAAGAAUAAUGUGAAAUCUGUAGAUUCGAAAAUGGAAACAGAGAGUGAAGAAGAAGAAGAAGAAGAAGAAGAAGAAGAAGAAGAAGAAGAAGAUGAUGAUGAUGAUGAUGAAGAUGAUGAUGAAGAUGAUGAUAAGGACGACAUUGAGGAAGAAGAGGGUAAUGAAGAAGAAGAAGAAGAAGACAAUAACGACAGUGAAGAAGAAGAAGAAGACGAUAACGACGAAGAAGAUGAGGACGAAUUAUCUCACAAAGUACCCACCGAUAUAACUCACGAAAGCGAUCUUCGCUGGAAGGAAAACCUCUUCUAUCGCGGCGAGGAAGAGCUAACGCGCCGCCGCGUGUUUUCGAACAACCUCAUGCAGCUCGUCUACGGCGAACGCGACGAAAACGGAAAUCUCAAAGACGAAGAAGUCGACGCCUCGUCUCCGUUCCCUCCAAAACAACGCGAAAACGAAGACGAAAACGAAGACGAAGAGAGCGACGACGACUUCUUCCAUCCUCGCAAAGAGAAAGACAGCACGCUGGACGAAGCCAAGAAGCAGCAGCGCAUGCUGGAAGAGCUGGAUUCCGAGAAGCUGGACAUUCUGCCCGCGAUUCGAAGAAAUUGGGACGAUGAGGCGUUCGUCGAGCAGUUCAAGAAUCAUUUCGUGACGGGAGUGUGGGGCGACCAGCUCACCGACGAAUCCGACGACGACGACAGUGAAGAAAACGAUCACGACGCGAUUAUUGAUUUAGAAAACGAAGAAGAAGAAGGAGAAGGAAGAGGACUACUUCGACCUCCUCAAGCGCAAACGCGCCGAGCAGGAGGAGAAAACGCGCCAGGAGUUCCAGGACGUCUCGCAGGCGGAGCGCGACCUGCUUCUCGGCCUGCCCACCGGAACCUACUGCCGCAUCGUCCUGCAGAACGUCUCUCCCGCCUUCGUCCGCCUCGCGCGGCCCGAAAUCCCCGUGAUUCUCGGCGGACUCCUCGAGAGCGAGGAGAUGCUCGGCAUGAUCCGGGUGCGAAUCAAGAAGCAUCGCUGGCAUCGGCGCAUCCUGAAGUCGAACGAUCCGCUGAUCCUUUCUUACGGCUGGCGGCGCUUCCAGACGAUGCCGGUGUACGCGAUGGAGGACAGCAACAAACGGCUGCGGAUGAUCAAGUACACGCCGGAAUACAUGCACUGCCAGGCCGUGUUUUACGGUCCCGCGGUUCCGCCGAACACCGGAUUGCUCACCGUGCAGAAGCUCGCGGCCAAUACGCCCGAGUUCCGCAUCGCGGCGACGGGUACGGUGCUGGAGCAGAGCGAGACGUUCCGCGUGGUGAAGAAGCUGAAGCUAGUCGGACAUCCGUUCAAGAUCUUCAAAAACACGGCGUUCAUCAAAGACAUGUUCAACUCGUCGAUCGAGGUCGCGCGGUUCGAGGGCGUGAAGAUCCAAACGGUCUCCGGAAUCCGCGGGCAGAUCAAACACAAGUGUCCCGGCCCCGAAGGAGCCUUCCGAGCCACGUUCGAGGACAAAAUCCUCAUGUCUGA
This is a messenger RNA of Blastocystis hominis, 2772 nucleotides long. RefSeq lists its product as hypothetical. Gene Ontology annotation, molecular function: U3 snoRNA binding; GTP binding; GTPase activity. The transcript has 8 exons. NCBI's taxonomy places the organism in Eukaryota, Bigyra, Opalinata, Blastocystidae. The record is from RefSeq and is a predicted model, not a curated record. Gene Ontology annotation, biological process: ribosome biogenesis; maturation of SSU-rRNA from tricistronic rRNA transcript (SSU-rRNA, 5.8S rRNA, LSU-rRNA); endonucleolytic cleavage of tricistronic rRNA transcript (SSU-rRNA, 5.8S rRNA, LSU-rRNA). Gene Ontology annotation, cellular component: 90S preribosome; nucleus. The coding region runs from base 1 to 2772 and encodes 923 amino acids.